Molecule: messenger RNA, 5227 nt
Organism: Pocillopora meandrina
Lineage: Eukaryota; Metazoa; Cnidaria; Anthozoa; Scleractinia; Pocilloporidae
Source: the annotation of a GenBank genome assembly
AUGGAGGAUUUAGAUCCAGAAUAUAGUUUAGACGACGUGGAGGACGAUCUAGAAGAUGAUCUUUAUGAAUACGCCUUUUUGACCAACAACAAACGAAAUCCAAAUUCUGUAAGUAUGAGCGGAUGUUAGGAUUUUGGGCGAAAAAAAUAUGUUAAAUUUCACUCGGAUACAAUCGGAAAGGGUUCACUUUAUCCUGUCUUGUUGUUUUACUGAUUUCUCAGGAACACAAUACAGGGAUGUAAUAAAACAUCAGGUCACUGGCUAUCUUCCAUUCGCUAAUUUUGGUGCAGUUUCAAAUGUUUACAAAUUUCAAGUUAAAUAACCGCUUGAUUUCGCUAACAAUGGCGAAUUGUGAAGUACAAAAAAUCUCAGAAUGAAAUAUAUAAAUGCAAAACAUUAAGGAAUUGCCCCAUGAAAUGCUAUUUCCUGGACUGGGAGAUGUAAAAUUUAACCACAUAUAUAAACAAAUUCUUUUCACUCGAUACAAAUCGUCCUCAAUGGCCGGACACUUUAAACGUAAUGAGCCUGUAGUUAGGUUAUAGUAUACAACGGCAUUGGGCUGUCCCCCCAGGGUGAGAAUGGCAUAGUUCCGUAAUAGAUGUAAAAAAAGGGGGUAAUAUAGCAAUCUUACGCCAUGUAGUGAAUUCGUGUUAUUGAUUACUUGCAUUCAAUUUCGAUGAGAGAGUCUUUCGCAAUAACGAUAAUCAAGAGAAGGAUGAUUUCAUCCAUGCAACCAAUUUAUGAAGGGCCUUUCAACUAAAAUUUAAACUUAAUUCAAAUCCUUAACCUUCGAACUAACAGAAUACAGAAUGUGCCAUUUAUAAACUCCAAGGCGUCCAUUAAAAUCCACAGUAACAUUUAUAAUGAAGAAAGAUUUUUUUCAAAUUGUUUAGUUUACUUCCUUUCCUUAAAUAGCAGCGGGGUAUUCGCAAACGAAGUGUUUACGGAAGAAGUUAGGUUUCUGAUGCCGUCUAAAGAAAUAAUCCAAGAUUAUACUGAUAUCACGUUAUUAUGCACUGUCAUGCGGUAGUCUAAUAGACCAGAAAGGUGCAAAACUGGAUACAGAUACAGGUACAGGCUGUGUACAUGUGCACACCUGCAAAUUUUAAGUUUGUUUUCACUUUUUGUACUUCUUUGAUAGCUUUGCUCAGAUCUAGCUUAUUCAUGAAACUCCUGCUACCCAGGUACAACAAACGAAUAUGAUACGAUAGCCAGAUAUAGGUUGGUUUUAAAUAUUCUCUUUUCUUUACUGACAGAAUCCAGGAGCCCAUUACCCGGAGCCGCCAUACCAAUUGUACUCUUGAGUCAACCCUGUUCCGUAUCUUUUUAUUAUUAGAACUGAGAUAUGUGAAGGGGGAGGGGGGAUUUUCUUUAAUUUCCUGCGAAAACACGCCGACGUUCGCAUAAUAGCCCAAAAAAAUGGUAAACUUUCCGCACUUUUCACCGUUAUAUUUUCACCGCUCCGAACAAUUUUUUUUUCUUAGGGUUUACAGCUACACUGAAUUUCGAGCUUAAAUAAAGUAUAUGUAUGUAUGUAUUGAAAUACUUUCGUGCGGCCUGCAUGUGACGUAAACAAUAGAGGACAAUAGCUAUCUUAUGAUUGACUAUUAUGUAAAGAUCCGCAAAGAAUCCCGUGGGAGGUGCCUCUAAAGUUAAAAAGAUACGGUACAGGGUUGACCCAGAGGGUAAGUAUGGAAGAUGGAAGCUCCGGACAAUAGGCUCCUGCUGAAUCCCAUGUUUGCUGUUUUGUUUGUUGUUUUAUUUUUUUAUUUUUUCUCUUAGAGAGCCGAUAAAAGUUUCAAGAAUGCUGCUGGAUAUUAUCUGAUUGAAAACUCGAACGGAAAUGUAAUAGGAACAAAGGACUUGUCCAAGUGUAUGACGAGGGGUGAGUGGUUUUAACUGCUCGCGCUUAUAUCAAUAAGACAUACAGAAACACGCGGAGAUAGUUAUGGCACUGAGUUAGUUAAGAAAUGUUUUAUUUCUGUCAUUAUACCAGAAAAUGGUAGGAAAUUAAGCUGUUGACGCGCAAUUUUGUCUCUAGGCCGCUCGUAGGUGAAUAGUACUUGAUAAUUACUUCCAUACCAGCCAAUCAGCGUGCGCGAAAAGUGCUAUUCACCUGUGUUAUUUAUGCUUGUCACAAUAAGUAUAUACCGCACAGCUGUCAAACAGGUGAACAGCGCUUUUUUGCGUGCGUUUAUUGGCUAGCUCGGAAGUGAUUAUCUCCAAGCAACCGAUAGACUAAAAUCACCUGUCGAGAGUUUAACUUCCAAACAUUUGUUUCAGUUUGCUUGUUUUUUUAAUUGUUAUUUUCUCGGUUUAAACUAAAACAAUCUUUUACCUUAGUUACCUUGCCCUCGAUAAAUUUCCACCACUAGCCACCGCUACUUCGGUGAAUAGUCGUAAACCAUUGAUAAUUUUUAUUCGUGCCAAUUUGUUUUUGUAAAUUGUAAUUCAGUGGUUGUCCUACGAUAGGGAUUGUUAAUUUUCAUUUAUCGAUGAGGCAAUAAAUUAUUCAUCAAAAGUAACUGUUUCUGUCGGUUAAGUUUGUUUACAGUUACCCUUUACACCAUAACAUCAGAAUCCAUAUUCUGCGUACAACUCUAUACAUUUUCUUUGCGUAUUGCAAGGAGAAGUCGUUGAAAAAUCAAAAGCUCCCUAGGUCGGCGAUCAUUUCUGUUAUUCUCAUGAUCUUAAUGAGUUAUUCAGCCGUAUAACUGUAAGGAGAAAUUAGAUACUGGUAAUUUUUAGGGUUUAAAGUGACAGAAGAUGUAAAAGGAAUAGUCUUACCAAACGAUUUCUCAUAUUGAGUUUCACAUUAUUAAUAUGCUGUUUUCAUUAUUGGUCUUUCAAUGCAGGCAUAUUUGAAGUAGGAAGGACUCCAGGUGGCCUACCAUUUUACAGGAAUAAGGCAACUCAAAAGUACUUAGCCAUCGACCCAAACGGAACCGUUUAUAUGUCGGUAAGAAGGCAAUUAUUGGGUGGUAAUAUUCUGCGGGGCCAGGUUGUUCGAGAGGGUGUUAACGUUAAUCUAGGAUUAAACGUAACCUUGGCUUUAAUUUCUCACGCAGAAGAGUGCGUAUAAUGUUAAGAUUUUGACUCGAAACUAAUGGAAGAAAAAUACGAAAAAAAAAAUCCCUUUGCAGAGCUAUAAAACUAAAUGAAAUAUUUACACUAACCCCGCAUUGGGUAAACCGUGGUUUGGAACAAUCUGGCCCUGAGAAAUAACAAGUUUGAUGAAAAUACGAGCUACCAAGAUCCAAAGAUUCAAUUAAGGGUGGGAAAAGGCAUACGUUUCUAAAAAAACUCUGGUGCUGUGUCGGUGAGGGGGUGGGGGGGGGUAUCUUUAUCAGCUGAGUUGAUGAAGUAAAUUGGCCCAGUAAAGAGGUUCUAUCUGACGAAGGGCUAACGCUCGAAACGUCAGCUUUAGAACUGUUAACAGUGGUAAAUUUACAUAAGAAACUCACUCUAUAAAACCAAACCUAAAAUCAGUCUCGUACAAAAAAAUUGGACACGAAUUUGGAAAUAUAAGUUGAACAUUUUCAAUUGCAGGAACUGCAAUUUUUUUCAAGAGAACUCACUAAAAUGUCCAGUCUAUUUAUGGCUAACGCUAAAGAAACCCCAAGAAACAAAAGCAGGCACUAAAAAUAAAGGUCACCAGGGUGUGUCGGUCAUAUAAAAGGAAAAAGGAAAAAAAUUUUUUACUAUCAUUGAAAAAAUAUAUAUAUCAAUACGCAUGCGUAGAAAGUUCUCGCAAGCGUGACAGAAUAACGCACCAAACAUCUGAACCAAUGCCCUUUGCUAGGCUCUGAUCAUAAAUUAAGCUUAGAGAGAAAACAAAGGAAAUUACAACCGUGAAGGAGAUUUGGAUAUGUGAUCUUAAUUAUCAUAAAAUCUGGUGAACUUUUACUUUGAUUUUCCCAAGAAUUAUUAAUGGUUUCUUAAACCGAAGGGUGUUUCAUCCGAUAUCCAAACACCUUGAAGUUGGUUAAAAAAAUGUUUUCUCAAACACUUUAUGUUUUUCAUGAAACACUCUUCCUCGUGUUUGAAAAGACUGUAUCAUAACAUGAAAAGACUGUAUCCAUAACUGACUAAAAAUUCCCACACUUUCAAACACUGCUACUUGUAAACUUUACAUAUGAACCGUGAGAUAUCACUUAAGUUGGAAAAAAAACCCUCUCGAGAGCCAUACACUUCAUAGACCUUAUCGAGGAAUACCCAACUCAACUCAACCCCCCCCCCCCCUUACUGCCUUCGUGCUAUCUUUUAGAUAUAAAAGGAAUCUGCUUUUAUUUUGCAGCCAACUCAAAACAGUGAUACUGUCAUCUACACUAUCAACGAUACCCGUGACUUGAGCAUAAUAUACUUAUACCGCCUUGUUGGUCAAAACAAGCGAUUAUAUCUGGACCUCUCGCCUCAGAGUAACACGGUCGGACCAGCGAACACCAGUAAUACAACUAAAUUUCGCUCUAGAAAUGGCGUAAAAACCUGUUAACAAGUAGUGGACCUAGACAAUUUUAAGAACUUUUAGAUUUUAGGAUGAAUAUUAAAGACCACGCGUAUUGGAUAUCACAGUAAGUUAUUUUGCAAAAUUAAAGGAACUUUUAAAGUCUUAUUAAGCUUCAUCAGCUUUAUUCCUUUGGCGCAUAACAGUGAAUAUUGAUGUAUCAUGCUUUGAGUUACACAUUUGAUCUAAAAAAGUCACAGAUUUCUGUUUUUUUUCUGACCUUUCCCACUUCUUAAUUCUUAAAUUCGCUGGAGUGAACAUCUAACCUUCCGCUUAUAACAGACGUAAGAGUAUCAGUUAGGAUGUUACAUCUUAACAAACAGCCAGAUUUUCUUCGUUUUUUUUUUUUACUGAAGGGAAUGUAAACCAGCGAGAAGGGAAAAUUUAAAAUGAUCGUAAGACUCACUUGUUCCUUUGCAACAACCUAUCGAACGCUAGCUCACGAUUCCCAUUAAAAAUGAAAUCUUAAAAGAAAGCCAUUUUCUCUACCAAAUUGCAACCCUAAAAAUAGGAGAUUUCUUAUAACUUUUAUCUUAAUGUAAAAGCUAACCCCCUUAUCUCUAAUCGCAAAGUGUAAAAACUAUUUAGGAUCGUUUAGCCAAAUUGUUUUCGUCUCUUUACAAAUCUUGAAUAAACAGUGGAGACAGUUGAAGAGGGACUCCCGUUUUAGGACGCUGGCUCGCGUCCACGCAUUGUUUCAAUACCCGAGAAUCUCAUAUGCGU